AUGAGCUACUACUACUCGUCUGCCUCCGAGGAGGACGGCAGCUCUCAGUACCUGGGCAGUCCCAACUAUAACCUCAGCCAGCUGCCCGUUUCUUCGCAGGAUUACGGACAGUCGGCUUUCCUAUCACCGGAAUGGCAAUUCCUAGAUGCCGCAGGAGGAACUCAAACGGAACAGGCACCCAUCCUGGAAGUACCAGGCAAACCAACUCAACAGCAGACUCACAAACGGCGUAGUAACAGCUCCACGGGAUCGGAUGGAAGGAAGAGCAGUCUGGAGCAGACCAAUCUCAGUCCCACUGUCCAGAAGAAAAGACGACAGGCUGCCAAUGCCCGGGAAAGAAAACGCAUGAAUGGAUUAAAUGAGGCCUUCGAUCGGCUGAGGGAAGUGGUGCCCGCUCCCUCCAUUGACCAGAAACUGUCCAAGUUCGAGACCCUCCAGAUGGCCCAGUCCUAUAUCCUUGCGCUAUGCGAUCUCCUCAACAACGGCGAUGUGGAGGUGGAUGCCGCCGCCUACACAAUCUUCGGCGGUAGCGAAGGCAGCUUCGGGUUGAGCGGAGGAUCCUUAUCAUAGAUGGAUACUGCAAAUCAUUCUCUCCUAGAUUUAAGCUAUGUGAUUUCUUCUUACUGUAGAAUAGGCUAAAGAUACAAAAGAAAUAAAUGAUAUACGAAAGCAUUUAAUGACAUGACCGCUGAUGGUAUACCCGGGACCUUUAAUAUUUAGUUUGGGUUGCAUUUCAUAUGGCAUGGUACAUA
This is a messenger RNA of Drosophila suzukii, 752 nucleotides long. RefSeq names its product cousin of atonal (gene cato). Gene Ontology annotation, cellular component: nucleus. The record is from RefSeq and is a predicted model, not a curated record. Gene Ontology annotation, molecular function: DNA-binding transcription factor activity, RNA polymerase II-specific; E-box binding; protein dimerization activity. Lineage: Eukaryota; Metazoa; Arthropoda; Insecta; Diptera; Drosophilidae. Gene Ontology annotation, biological process: positive regulation of transcription by RNA polymerase II; axon development; sensory organ development.